Messenger RNA from Penicillium soppii, 381 nucleotides. RefSeq lists its product as uncharacterized. The record is from RefSeq and is a predicted model, not a curated record. NCBI's taxonomy places the organism in Eukaryota, Fungi, Ascomycota, Eurotiomycetes, Eurotiales, Aspergillaceae. The transcript has a single exon. Bases 1 to 381 code for a protein of 126 amino acids.
AUGAGCAUGUCCGGCAACCGCUCUCUCCCGAACGACUUCGCAGAGAUCUAUACUCAAAUAUGCGAAGCUUUCACGCACAAAAUGCAAUGCCAGGUCUUUGCCUUGCUGAGCCCGUCCCCGAGCCCCGAUUUCAAGGAUCUCCGCGAGCGACUCAGCGAGAUGGCGGAGAAGGUCCAGCAGAUUGGGUAUUUGGGGGAGGUUGGCGAGUUCCCGGUGCGGGAUCAUAAAAUGGUUGUUAAACGGUGGGGGAUGCGCGGUGUUAAGGAGAUUUGUGGAUUUAUUGGGCUGGAUCUGCUGCAUAUUCAGCAGGGUCUGGAUGAGGAGUGGCCGCAUGUUACUGCUGAUCGGCUUGUGGCGCUUUUGGAUGCUUUGCCUUUUUAG